Messenger RNA from Ylistrum balloti, 534 nucleotides. RefSeq names its product palladin-like. The record is from RefSeq and is a predicted model, not a curated record. The transcript has 5 exons. The coding region runs from base 1 to 534 and encodes 177 amino acids. NCBI's taxonomy places the organism in Eukaryota, Metazoa, Mollusca, Bivalvia, Pectinida, Pectinidae. Gene Ontology annotation, cellular component: cell-cell junction. Gene Ontology annotation, molecular function: cell adhesion molecule binding. Gene Ontology annotation, biological process: cell-cell adhesion.
AUGCACAACCCUGACCAGUGUGAACAGAUCAGGACCUGCUCCAUACAUGAGCAAUGUUACAUAGGAGAGAGAAUCAGUGGCCUAUCGGGUUCUCGUAUAUGGACAAGUCGGUGUGGACACGAAACAGUGGACUGCCAAGUACCCGUUGUUCCCGUCGAUAGUGUGGUUGGUAAAAGGCAGUCCUCAAUCUGUCACAAGUGUUGUAAAGAUAACCUCUGUAACAACAACUGUGCUUCGCCAGUGAAGAAGCCAGUCAUCAUCUAUGUAACUAGACCACGUGAUGUUAGUAAAGGAGCUUACCUACAUCUCACGUGUAGGGCGAGUGGAAACCCAACUCCAAUUAUCUCGUGGAGUUUUCUAUCAAUAUCCAAUACACUACCAACUAAUGUCAAGGUAUCAAACCAUGGCGCCGAUAUCCUUAUAAAUCAAGUGACUGAUCAAAACUAUGGUGACUACGCUUGUAAAGCCCAAAACUCACAAGGAGAAGACGUACGAUAUAUUCAAGUUUUGGAGCAUGGACCAAAUGGCCAAUGA